CGGCAUAUUUUGUUGAUUUCGAAAUUAGUCGUUUUAGGAUAUUGAAUUAGUUCUUGUCAUAUGCAUACGGUUUUCUAAAUUAACUUUAGCCUUUUAUCUUUGAAGCUGGGAUAUUAAUUAUUUUGCAACAGAAUGGAAAUUCCUUAAAAACUGUUAAAAGACUUUAAGAGAUGUUGCAUAUCUGCUAACUGACAAUGUCAGCCCGAUACAUGAGACUGCCCACAUCAGACCAGGUGGACGAUGUGCGACUUGAUUUCUCUUCCACCUUUAACUACUCCAGCGCGGACAACCAGUUUGCUCCAAUCAACCCUAACAAAUACAGAUCAGCAUUCAGCUUUACAGAAUCCCGCUAUGUGGAUGAUGUUCAGUUUACAAGAGUGAAGCAGCCUUUGAUUGGUCGAGUGUGUCACCUGUUCCUGACUGCCUGCUGUAUCCUGCUACUGAUCCUAACCUUUCCUGUCAGUGGCUGGUUUUGCUUCAGGAAACUUGGACAAUAUGAGAGGAUUGCCAUAUUCCGUCUAGGACGACUUGUAGAGAUUAAAGGUCCUGGGAUAGUUUUUAUUUUACCAUGUGUGGAUAACUGCAGAAAAGUGGACAUGAAAAUUAAGGCGUUUAAUGUUCCCCCACAACAG
This is a messenger RNA of Saccostrea cuccullata (small rock oyster), 632 nucleotides long. Its product is annotated as stomatin-like. The annotation marks the transcript as partial. Lineage: Eukaryota; Metazoa; Mollusca; Bivalvia; Ostreida; Ostreidae. Gene Ontology annotation, cellular component: plasma membrane. The transcript is spliced from 5 exons. The record is from RefSeq and is a predicted model, not a curated record.